Tarenaya hassleriana is the source of this 2339-nucleotide messenger RNA. RefSeq lists its product as uncharacterized. The transcript has 9 exons. The record is from RefSeq and is a predicted model, not a curated record. Lineage: Eukaryota; Viridiplantae; Streptophyta; Magnoliopsida; Brassicales; Cleomaceae. Bases 545 to 2230 code for a protein of 561 amino acids.
UUUGUCACCAUUUAUGAUCUUCCAAAUUCAGAGGCGAAUUGGGAUGUCGAAUUCGUAAAAAGGGUAAUCUUGUUUCCCGAAUUCGUGGAAUCUCGCGGAAUUUUUUCCUACCUCUUGCGCGUCUUUUCGGAAUUUGAUUUCUGGGUUUUGUCCCAUCUCUGGUCGGCAAUGCGCUGUUCUGAGUUCCGUUUUGAUUGAAUCGCGAUGUGAGCGAGGGUCUUUUCGCGGUGAAAAAUGCAGAUGUUUGGCGCUGUUUGAUCUUGUUUAACAUCGGAUUUGAAUCACAUUGCAAUUUGAGAUCAUCGUCUCGACUUGAAAUCUGUCGAACUUUGUCGGCGAUUCCGCGGAUGGAUGGAUUCGUCAAAAAGGGUGUUCUAGUUAUGAUGAACUUUUCUCUGUAGAGUAUUGUUUCAUUCCCUUAUCCGGCCGUGGCUCUCCCGUGCAAAUGUAUGUGGAUGUAGUACUUUGGUAGCCUGCGAGAGGGAAUUUCAAAGGAUUCUGUGAGGGGAGAUAUGAUAAUUCGAUCAAGAGGGUUUGAGAUACAAUGACUGGACAGUCAUUGGGACUUCGUAAUGGGAGUUAUGGCACAUUGCAGUUGCCCAACGGCGGGAUACCAUUGUUACAGACGACAAAGCUUUCAACUUUUUCGCGUAGAGCAUCUUCAAAGAUGCUCACUUCAAGCUCUAAGGAGAAGGAGAGGUCUCUCUCCUCCUUAUGUUGCUGGUGCCUUGGCCGAAGGCGAGUUGCUAUGUUGCUGCUUCUCAUCCUCGCCCUCGUUGUCUUUGUACUUGGUUCUUUCACUGUCAACAAAGAGAGCAGCAGUCCAAAUAUCUAUCAGCAUAUCGGAACAAUGGGUUUUAGAAGUAAUCAGGCAUUUGGAAAUCAAGGUUCUUUUUGGGGGAAUGACGUUGAAGGAACUGAUGUAGAGAUGGUCCAUCCUCCUCCGUUGCACCAUCCAUGCAAGAGCUUUUCAUUUCCUCCUCCUCCUCCGCCUGGACUGAGAAGGCCUGGGCCACGACCAUGUCCAGUAUGCUAUCUUCCACCAGAUGAGGCCUUUGCACGUAUGCCGAAGUAUCCAUCGGAAUCUCCAGUGCUCAAGAAUUUGACAUACAUCCGUGAUGAAAGUAUUCUAAAACUUGAAGGUCAAGGUCAAGGAAGCUCAGAAUUUGGAGGCUUUCCUUCUCUAGAGCAGAGGAACGACUCUUUCAAUAUAAGAGAGUCCAUGGCAGUGCAUUGUGGAUUCGUUAAAGGAAAGAAACCAGGCAUCCAAACUCUAUUUAACAUUGAUGAGGAUAUCCUUGAUGAACUGGAGCAGUUCCAUGAUGUCAUUGUUGCGUCAGCUGUAUUCGGGAAAUAUGACAUAAUUCAGGAACCACGGAACAUUAGUGAAGUAGCAAAGAAGAACAUCCCUUUCUACAUGUUUGUUGAUGAAGUAACAGAAGCCUAUCUGAGGAAUACCACCGCUUAUACAAAUGAUAACAAGAGGGUGGGAUUGUGGAGAAUCAUUGUUGUACACAGUGUACCUUACGACGAUGCAAGGCGGAAUGGAAAGGUCCCAAAGCUUCUCUUGCAUAGGCUAUUCCCAAAUGUCCGGUACUCUAUAUGGAUUGAUGCGAAACUCCAGCUUGUUGUAGACCCAUAUCAAAUCCUUGAAAGGUUCUUGUGGCGUGUGAAUUCCAGUUUUGCAAUAUCGCGACACUACAGACGUUUCGACGCAUAUGAAGAGGGCGAGGCAAAUAAAGCUGCAAGAAAAUACGACAACGAAACCAUUGACUACCAAAUGGAGUUCUAUAAGAAGGAGGGUUUAACCCCUUAUUCCGAGGCUAAGCUCCCGAUAACCAGUGACGUUCCUGAGGGCUGUACCAUCAUAAGAGAACACAUACCCAUCACAAAUCUUUUCACUUGUGUUUGGUUCAACGAAGUUGCUCGGUUUACUUCAAGGGAUCAGCUAAGCUUUGCCAUCGUAAGGGAUAAGAUAAGGGCAAGAGUUCAUUGGAGCAUCAACAUGUUCUUGGAUUGCGAGCGACGUAACUUUGUGAAGCAGGUAUACCACAGGGACAUCCUGAUGAAACUGACACCUCCGGUGGCAAGAUUUCCCGAGCCACCGGCUCUGCCACUUGGAAGAUCACCGGGAAGGGAUAUCGGCGGCAAGAGGCGUGGAAGAGAUAGAAGGUCCUGGUCAAGGCGUCACCGCAAGAUCUCUGCCGGAAACCGAGACAGCGUCUCGUAAUAGAAGAUUUCCCAUUACAUUCAUUAAUAUCUCUGCAGUUUUUUUUUUUUAUUUUCCCCUUCUUUGUAAAUACAAUGUUCUUGUUAACGGCUUUUUAGUUUUAAAUCUA